This is a messenger RNA of Dendroctonus ponderosae (mountain pine beetle), 5678 nucleotides long. RefSeq lists its product as uncharacterized. The transcript is spliced from 22 exons. Lineage: Eukaryota; Metazoa; Arthropoda; Insecta; Coleoptera; Curculionidae. The coding region runs from base 343 to 4320 and encodes 1325 amino acids. The record is from RefSeq and is a predicted model, not a curated record.
UACGGACUGGCGCAUUGCAUUGUUGGAAAUGAAUUAAAGAUGGCUGUUCGCGAUGACCAAGUAUGAUCAGCGACGGUCAGAAAUAAUGUUUUCCCUUUAAUUUUCCAUUUUCUUCGGUUUUUCACGCGUAGAACUGAUUUCAGGUCUAAACGAAACGGGCGCGUGGUAUUUUCGGGCGGUUUCUGCUUCGUUAAUAGGUCUCAAAGUGCAAUGUUAGUUCUUAGUGUCUUGUACAUAGGAGUACGAUUUUACUAGUUAUGUAUGUAUUUUGAUAAAAGUGCUAAGUGGAAGCGGGUGGUUUGAGUGGCACCAGGAGGGAGGAAGCCGGAGGAACACUGUAAAAUGCAGACUAUGGAGAAACCUCCUCAUCAAUUAACGACACAAACGAAGCAAAGAGAGUCACCGAUGACCAUUCAAAAUGUGGAAACGGCCGCACCUAGUGGAGUGAAAUCGGCGGAGCCUCCGCCUUUGGAGAUCUGCUUUGUUUGUGGCAACAGGGGCCACCCCAGGUCGUACCCUCUGAGCUCCAAACCUAGAUCGGACCGAUCGACUCGCGAUCCGUACUUUCCAUUUUUGGAUAGUCACGAGCCUCCUAAAGGCUAUCCAAAAUUCUGGGGUAAAUCGGACCCGUCCAUCUACGCGGCUUGUAGCCUGUGCUAUCAACUGCUCAUGCAACAAUGGGACCAAUAUGAACAGACAGCCAAGCCUCAUUCGGAGCGGCUCUAUUGGCUGAAACGGGUGGAUAAUGGCCCUUAUACAGGCGCGGAUAUGAACAUGCAGGGAGAGUACGCGGCUCAAAUGCUCGGAUUGAAUACGGAAGGGGGCAUUGUUCCGGUUGCCUCCCAAACCUCCAAGACUGUCGGCCGCGAAGACUCCACUAGGAUCCGAGUGUCUCCUAGACCAGUUUCAGCUCCGGUUGCGUCGACCGGAUUGGAUCGAGACGAAAUGGUACCAGAAGGCGCGUUGGAUCUCACUCAUUCAUCGCAACAGUCUGUAUCAGCACCAGUGCAAUCCGUCUCAGUCCCACCCAUAUUGUACAACCAGAACUCAAACUCCUCAACUGGUACCGACAUUUUGGAUCUUAGCAUGCCAGAUAAAAACUCAGUAACGGAGGUCUGUUACGUUUGUGGCGAUGAAUUCAAGCGAGGAAGUCUCGAUUUUAUCGCCUCCAAACAAGUAGCCGACUCUGCUAUGCAGCCAUUUUUUCCCAGUCUGAUCGAGCAUCCAAGGCCGAGCAGAAGUCGACCCAUUGACUCUUUGGGCCGAGUCCAGGCCUGUGUGGAUUGUCAGCAACAUUUGCUGAAGCAGUGGAUCACGUUUCAGGGCCAGGGUGUUCCACACAUAGAGCGUAAAUACACUCUACGAAAACGGCAAGGAGCUGCCCUAGAUGCAACCACCUUCAUAUGUUACACUUGUACCUUAGAGUACCCUUCUUCUAGCAUCAGACUGUUGUAUAGUUGCCCGAAUAACGAGAAGGAACCAUAUUUUCCAUUUAUCCAGACUCUGAAAGCCCCACUUGGAGCCAGUCCGGUUUCUCCUCAAGGGAUGGUCCAAGUGUGUUCGAUAUGUUACAAGAGCAUUCCGCAAAAGCAUCAGGUUUUUGGUGCAGAUCCUUCGACUCAAAAUUCUCAGCUGACAACAAACAGCAAUCACGUGAGCAUGACGGAAGUUCACUAUGUGAAUACGACUUCGUCCCGACCCAGCACUGUUAAAAGUCCCGCAAAUUCUGCCGGUUCGGAUAUUCGGUACAAACCGUAUGACAUUAAUCAAGCCUCCAUCGUCACAACGAAGAAACGAGCUGCACUAGCUGAUAGCAAAAGUUCAAAGGCGGCGUUGGCUGCCAGGACCACUUCACCCUUGGUGGACAUCAAUGGACAUUCGGGGUCGCAAAGUUACCGCUGCUAUAUUUGCGCAGGCCUCUAUACUUUAGAUCAGAUGGAAUGGAUCAGUACUUCGGCGGAGGGCAUGAACUCGCAUGCUAUGCACUUUCCUUGCCUGUCGAAGGUUUGCAUCGGACGAACGUUGGAGAACAGUUGCAUGGAUUCGCAUGGACGGGUUCUGAGCUGUACGAGAUGCGUGAACCAUUUGGCGCAGCAAUGGGAGACUUUCGAAACCGAUCGGGUGCCUUUAGAGCGGCGAAGAUAUGAUGUACCUUUGCCAGAUACGACGCUGAUGAACGGUGAUCGAGGCAUCCCCACACCCCCCAGCACGAACAGUGAUAGAACGGUUUGCAGCCAACCAUCCUCAGGUGGCAGCAGCAUAUACUGUUUUCUGUGUGGUUUGCAUUCGGAAUUCACCCUCGCUCGAGUGGUGUACAGUAAACCUCAAGGUAGAAAUGCGCCCUAUUUUCCGGUCCUGCUGCGCCACAAAAGUCCGCCCAGCGCUGAGCAGCUUAGAGACGAUGGCAGUGCGCUGGUUUGUACGUUCUGUUACCAUAGCUUAGUUCAUCAGUGGCGUAGGUACGAGUCUCAAGGCAAUCGAGUACCGCCCGCAGACGCUCGCGAAUACAACACUCACGACUACUGCUGUUAUGUCUGCGGAAUUACCACUUACCGGAAACGAGUGCGCGCGUUACUUAUUAAGGAUUUUCCGUUUUUGAGAUUCCACCCGCAGCCUGACAACUCACUGCUGUUGGAAAACGGCGACUAUUCAGUUGUAUGUUUGGACUGCUACGAGACGCUGAGAACCCAGUCAUUGGAAUAUGAAAGAUGGGGCUUACCUUUAGACAAGCGGCAAUAUAAUUGGAUAACACAACCCCCGCCCCCAGAGGAUAGUCCCGAGGCCGGCAUUGCCCGUUUACCGAGCGGACAACGAAGUGAUAAAGUAGCACCCCCAACGUUCCUAGCCAAACCCACCAGAAAGAACCAUUCACCAAAAAUUAUGGAGAGAAAGAUGAAUUCAAAGACUGAACAAAACUCAGGAGUACCUAACAGCCCAAACAAACUACCUCCCACCGUUCCGAGUGCGACCAAUGGCAGCAUAGCAAAUGUGCCAGUGAGCGGCGCUUGCUCUGGAAUGACCAAUCCGAAACCGCGCUCAUCCACCACUGGCCAUACUGUGCCAGGACCUGGCCCUGGUUCCUCCAACAGCCAAUACAGCCAUUCGUUUGCUGCCGCCCUGCGGAACCUCGCCCAACAGAACGUACCUGGCGCCGAAUCUGUUGCGGAACCGCCGGCUGCUCACAGAUCGAGGGAGAGUGGGGCACCGAUACCCGAGAAGUCAAAAUCUGAAGUACCCACAUAUCCAUCAACAAGAACGGCAAUAGAUGUGCGACUUUCAGCCCAUCCGGCCGCUGCUGAGCGCUACCCUUCGGCGCUGGCGGAUUUAGGUCGCAGUGGCUUUCAACCCUACAGACCUGAAGACCACAGAAUACCUCAAGUGCCAGUUGGUUUAGAGAUGGCCGCCUACCCGACUCCUUACUCGCAUUAUCCCAUUCCGCUGAUGGAAGAACAGCUUUAUUACGAGAGAAUGUUGAGACCGUCGUGGCCAAUCCCGCAUCACUAUUUGCCAUACUUGGGACUACCAGCGUCCUCCAUGCCGCUUUAUAUGCACGAAAGGUUGAAAUUGGAGGAAGAACAUCGUCACCGUCUGGCGGCCGCCGCAGCAGCUCGUUCCAAAGAUGCGGAACUCGAGCGAGAGCUGAUGGAACGCGAAAGAGAAAAAGACCGACUAGUUCGGGAAAAAGCAGCCGCUGAUGCUGCCCGAAGGGUUUCUCCACUAGCCGCGCCCCAUCUAAUGGGUAUGCCAGUCAUGCACCCGUCGGCAGCUGCAGGAAUGCUACCGCCCACUCUCGGAUUAGCGCCAACUGGCGCUCGACAUUCGCCGCUUGGUGUUCCCGGAUACCUCGCGGCGCCCCCGCAGGGUUACGCACAAGUAACCAGAGCGUCUCCUUCACUCCAAAGACAUUCGCCGAUGGCUCCUGGGGCAUAUUCGACGCUCAACCUAUCGGCGCCCCCCAGACAGUCUCCUACGAUCAUUCAACCCUCGGGGCCGCUUAUCAAUUUAACCAACAAUGUACAGCCUCCGCCAGCGCACAGUUCUAGUCUGGUCAGUCAGGUCCAUGUGAAUAACCAUCACCCGACACCAGGUCACUCGUUAGGUCAAGUAAUGGAUAAACCAUCUAGUCAUUUAGUGAAGCCGCCAACACCGAAGCCGACACCGCCCCCGACGCCCAAAGCCACUCCUCCUCCCACGUCGAGGGAAGGAGGGAAUUCAGGUGUGAGUGAACGGAGAACGCCUGUGAAUUUGGCCGGACAAGGGGCGCAGUCCAGAGCGAUGAACUGCACGAGCGAAGCGACAAGCAAUGGCGACUGUGCCUGACCUCAAUCAAAACACGUUGCUGGACAGUUGCUGAGUGUUGCCAACAAACUACUAACGCAGAGCUGCAUUUCGACGAUUUCUUCAGUUUUAUCUUAUUUGGUGAUCAAUGAAACAAACGUUGCUUAGUGAACAAUCGACUGGAUUAGUUGGAAUUAGAUUUUGUUGCUCACCUCUGAAACGAGGGCAUAAUUAAACAGAGUUGCCUACAUUUUCUUCUUUCUCAGUUUUGCUUCUUCAAGUUUCUCCGAGCCUUAAAGAUGCAAAAACUUACAUCACGUGCAAAUCCACUGCAAGAAUUUUGCUAAACAUACUGUUUAAGAGUGGUAAUUAUUUUUUUAUUCUAACUGAUAAAUUCUACUUUUAGCCGGCGUUCCUUGUUAUGUUUAUGAGAAUGUUUCAACAAUGAAAAGCUCGCAUUCAAACAGUCACCAGACCACAGUCAAAGUGGAAAGUAGUUUCGCAGAAACAGAGUGCGAAGGUACAUACAAAACAUUGUAACACUGCCUGAAACACCCUGUACUUGCGAAACUGUCCACUUUUGGUGUUCUUUCUUCCGGAUUCCCACAUUAAUCAAGGACCCUUAAACACGUUGAACCAGCUAAUUUGGUUAGCUUUGCGAUAGUUUGAAGGAUUUCUCGUUUGUUUCCCGUUUUGUUAUGAGGUAAAUUUAUAAUUGUUAAGUUGUUGCUUUGGUUGACUUGAAUGAUGGCCCAGGAAACUAUUACCAACUGCGCUUAUUGUUAAGGUUCAGUAAUAUUAUUGAAAGAUUCGAAAUAUGGCUUUCGAGGAAAUCGACUUAGGUAGGGUAACAAAUUUUAUUUUAAGUUAAAAGUAACUAAUGUUGUUGCAGUUUGCAAAAAAUAAUAGUAACUGUUAAGUGUGUCCGAUAACCAAGCGCCCAAGGUGAUGUGUGGAUGGCGAUCAACUUGAGAGUCUAAGAUUGAAGGCAUCUUUUUUCCACGUAUUUCAUACUGUAUAUAAACUUAUUUAUUUCGUAAGUUGUAAAAUGCAUAAAAUAGACGCGCUGUGAUUAAAAGGAUGAAAACCAACAAAAAAAGAGAGAUAAGUGCAAAAUCUUUACUUAUUCAUUAAUAUUAUUUGAUAGUAUUAUUCAAUUUUUAAAUUUGUUAGUACUUUCUUAUUUAUUGCGAAGACCGGCGAAAGUUUGUAUGCUGGACGUGUAUGGAUAAAACCGAAUUUAACGUUAAUUUUGUACUGUUUUAUGUUUACUUUACGGGUUUUUAAUUUACGUAGGUGAGAGUGGUGUUCACUGAUUCUGUGAUAAAUACAAUUUUAGUAAUCUUGACGUAAACACUGUUUCUAGCAUGACAAACCUAAUAAAUGUAUAUAAAAUUAAA